This is a messenger RNA of Perkinsus marinus ATCC 50983, 257 nucleotides long. Its product is annotated as Protein transport protein bet1, putative. The annotation marks the transcript as partial. NCBI's taxonomy places the organism in Eukaryota, Perkinsozoa, Perkinsida, Perkinsidae. The record is from RefSeq and is a predicted model, not a curated record. The transcript is spliced from 2 exons.
UAUUGGAGCAGCAAAAUGACGAAUAUCUUGAUGAACUCGACGCUCGAGUUAGAGCUGUUAAAGAGGUUGCUCAUGGAAUCGGUCGGGAGGCUAGGGAGUCCAAUAACAUUCUCAACGGAAUGGGAGGACAAUUCGAUAAAGCCGGGGACAUGCUGAAAGGGACGAUGGCGAAGUUGCAGAACAUGAUGGAUAGUGGGAGCGGGCGAGCGAUGAUAUACUUGGCGUUAUUCGUGGUGGGCAUGUUUAUGUUGAUGUAA